AUGGCGUCCCAGACCCCAGCACUCCCACAAUCCUUCACUCCAGGGACUGACAGCGUCUUCUCUGACCUGUCUGGCUUCUACUCUCUGGACUCCAACGUGCCUGGACUCUCUAAGGUGAUUCUCAACAAGCUCAACAUGAAGGACUAUGGAGAAUACAGGGCUGCUGUUGAGGGAAAGACUAAAGGAAUCUCAUUCCGCAACUACAAGGAGAUGUUCCAGAAGAUGGAAGAAACCUUCACGUUCUGCACCGGCUGCAACAAACUCCCUGAACAUCUCAGUGAGGGACACUCCCUGAAACGCUGUGUGAAGUGUUUGAAUGUUUACUACUGCACUAAGGACUGCCAGAGGAAGGACUGGCCUCAGCAUAGAAAGGUCUGCAAGACCCUGCGACUGGUGGCCAUUGACAGACUAGUGGAGUGGCUGAUGUUCACAGGAGAUCUCCCAUUUCCUACUGAGACGUGGUCAAAGACAGCUGCUGAGGUGAAGAGCUGGGACGACUGGCUUCCCAUGCAGGGAGACCUCGCUCAACAUCUGGACAAACUCCUAUCUAGUGCCCACAUGGAAACGCUUUGGAAGAAUGUCAGCAGACCGAAGCCCGAUGAUGAUGAUUUGAGACAGUCCUUGUGGCGAAUUCAGAGCGAGUUUCUCUCUCGGGUUCUCACAGUUGGAAUGGCCAUACAACACUGUGGCUUGGACCCGUUUGCAAAACCCAUCACGGUUCACCUAGCAGGGGCGUCCCACAGCGAGACAAUGGGAGCCAGACUGACUGAUUACGAUGAGCUGAACCACAUGUUCCCAGGACACCAAGGCAUAGAGGUAGUGAUGGUGGGACCAGAGGUGGUGGAUGGCCCCAUCGUGAGACCUCCUUUGAGAGCCUUUGGCCCCAAGCAGAAGGUCUUCCUCAGCGCCUACAAAGGUCUCUACCACCAGUUCUGGGAGGAUGUGUUGGAGAAGGAGGAGGCCGCCAAACCAGACCUGGUGGUUGGAUUUCAUCCAGGUUUCCAUGCCAACCAGGGUCUGGUUGAAGGUUGGCUACCUUCUCUUCUGCUGCUCAGGGACUAUAACAUCCCCUGUUUAUUCACCAUGUACAGUGAAACAGAGCUGAGGUAUUCCCUGCAGAUCCUGCUGGAGCUGGAGAUGCACAUCAGACAGAGCGGACCCAGUCCGUUCACCUCACAGAAACCCGAACAGGUCCAAGCCUGUCCCAACAAACCCCCCGUCUACUGCAACUCUUAUUACGUCUGUUUCCAGGGGCUGCUGCCGCAGGAGGACUGCGAGGGGCCAGGUGCACAGUUAACAGAGCACCAUUAA
Molecule: messenger RNA, 1311 nt
Organism: Nematolebias whitei (Rio pearlfish)
Lineage: Eukaryota; Metazoa; Chordata; Actinopteri; Cyprinodontiformes; Rivulidae
Gene: mss51
Product: putative protein MSS51 homolog, mitochondrial
Exons: 6
Coding region: 1-1311 (436 amino acids)
Source: RefSeq, a predicted model, not a curated record